Messenger RNA from Liolophura sinensis, 5356 nucleotides. Its product is annotated as arfaptin-2-like. Lineage: Eukaryota; Metazoa; Mollusca; Polyplacophora; Chitonida; Chitonidae. Gene Ontology annotation, biological process: intracellular protein transport; regulation of Arp2/3 complex-mediated actin nucleation. The record is from RefSeq and is a predicted model, not a curated record. Gene Ontology annotation, molecular function: phospholipid binding; protein domain specific binding. Bases 63 to 1121 code for a protein of 352 amino acids. Gene Ontology annotation, cellular component: trans-Golgi network membrane. The transcript has 6 exons.
CAGACAUUUGCAUUGUGGACGUGUAAACGUGUUGGCGGCUACCUAUCAAUGUGCAGGACACAAUGGCAGAUGUCAGCAAUGGUCCUACAGAACCCCUAGACGAUGCCACGUUUGAGAGGGACUUGAAGGAGAUAUUGGAGGAUGCACCCAAUCUCAACGAUCUCAGCUCCAAUGUUCAAAGCGGCAGUCCUCAGAAGAUGAACAACUCUGACUUUGGAGGCUUCAACUAUGGCAGUCCAGAUGACCCAGAAUCAUCUGGAGGCCGACUAACCCACUCCUAUACUGUCCCUCCAGCAACGAGUAACGUGCCCCUUUCCAACAACCAUCAGAAUGGUGAUUUUGUGCCAAAAGUUACCCACCCCAACUCCUCAAAGCUAGAGACUAUAAAAGCAUGGAGUAUCAACACAUACAAGUGCACCAGGCAGUACAUCGCAGAGCGGUUCGGUAAAGGCUCGAAAACUGUGGACUUGGAGCUUGAAGCACAAAUCGAGGUGCUGAGAGACACACAACGAAAGUAUGCUAAUAUUCUGAGAUUGGCACGGGCUCUUACUAGUCACUUCUACCACGUGGUUCAGACUCAACGUCAACUGAGUGAAGCUUUUAUGGACCUGUCCCAGAAAGCGCCUGAUCUGCAGGAAGAUUUCACAUAUAAUUCUGAAACUCAGAGGGUACUUGUAAAGAACGGAGAGACUUUAUUAGGAGCUCUGAACUUCUUCACCUCUUCUGUGAACACACUGGUCCAUAAGACGAUGGAGGAUACUGUGGUGACAAUCAGGAACUAUGAAACUGCCAGAUUGGAGUAUGAUGCGUACAGAAAUGACGUAGACUCCUUACAGCUGGGACCACAGGAUUCCUUCACAGCCUCCAAACUCGAUGAUGCCAGGAGCAGGUUUGAGGAGCACAAAACUAAAUUUGAUCGCCUCAGAUCGGACGUUGCCGUAAAGCUCAAAUUUCUGGAUGAAAACAAGGUUAAGGUGAUGCACAAACAGCUUCUGUUGUUCCACAAUGCAGUGUCUGCCUACUUCACUGGCAAUGAGUCUGCCCUGGACUCCACACUCAAGCAGUUUAAUAUCAAAUUGAAAGCCCCUAAUGCUGAGAAGCCCUCCUGGUUGGAACAGUAGAGCCUGUCCAGAUCCAGUUCCUGGUGCACAGUGUGUAGUCCUCCUCAGUCCCUGCUCAGUCAGGCCUCUGGCGAGUCUAGUCCACACCCGAAGUGGUUCCUAAUGUGCCCUUAGUGGCACAGGUACAAAUAUAACCAAGGAUUCAUGUUGUCCUGCCCAUACCUGACACACUACUUCAGCAUUGUGAAAGGAGCAUGAGCCAUAGAAUUGAAGAGAUCUGUUAAUGUAAUAUGCUUCUGGCCUGAACAGAUAUAUAUGUACACAAGCAUGACCACAAACCCUCUUCAGAUGUAUUUAUUGUUCUAAGAGACUUCAGCUUCCUUCAAAAGCUGUAAAAUUUAUAUACUGGUGGUCUACUGCAGUCAGUUAAAUGUAAACCUUGUAGCUUGAUGUAUAGUGGUGCACUUGACUGAAAUCCUUCUUUGCUGGUGCAUUGUAUGUAUGACCAGUGUGUAACUUAUGAGGGCAUAUAGGGAUGAGACCUGUUAUAGAUGGAAAUAGGUUGCUGAAAAUCUGUCAGGAUGGUUAUAUCAGCUAAAAGUAUGCUUUCUGCAGAGAUUGAGAUCUGGAGCUACUUUCCUCGCCUCAUACCUUAUUGUCACAGAUAUAACUAUAAUUCCUUGAGUGUGUUAUUUAAUACACAUGGAGAUACGUACAUGUAUGUGUAUAUACGUCACCGACAUUGUCCAUGGAUUCUAUUAAAGAUAUAUAUGUACAUGUGUAUACAUUAUAAUAUAUCGCACCAAUACUUUGAUCGAUCUUUAUCUCAUUCUAUGAAAAUAAUACAAUGCGGCAAUUUUAUGUUCAGCGAUGAUUCUAUUUUAUUUCAAGAAACCAAUUUUUUCUCUUAAAAAUAUUCUUGUUUUACAUGUGUAUUAUUGUAAAAGGGAAAUGCAAUCUUAGUACAUUUAUUGUUAUGUUACAAUAUUAUUUUAAAGUGUUCAAGUUUUUCUUAAGUUUUAAUGCAUGUUUAUUUUUCUGCAUUUGUGACACCCACUGUGAUCUGUCUUCAUUAGCCAUAGUAUUCACAAUACAAUAACAAUGUAACUUCAGUAUACAUGUAGAUAUAUGCUAUGAAGUUAGCGGUAUGUAUAUUCUUGAGUUUGGAGUAAAACACCAGUCAAAUAAGUCAGCUGUAUGAAUAUCCUAAGUCUUUUAAUUUUUGGGACAGAUAUUAAUCGCACUGAAAGCAGAAUAUUAUAUUUCUUUCCCAGCUUUUUUGGAAAAGUAAAGAUAUGAGUAUGUUGUUCAUUAGAUGGACGAUGUGAGAAAAGAAGAAACUAAAUAUUCCUGCUACAAUUAUAUGUAUGCUGGCUAAAAAGAGUGCCCCCAAAAUUAGAAGAAAUAGGGUAAAAUGAACACAAUGUCGGUUUACUGGUUUGCGUUGACAGGGUAUUUUAUACCCCAGUGUGAAGACAAGUUCAGCCUGCAGAUGGUCGUGGGUUUCCCCCGGGCUCUAACUGGUUUCCUCCUGCCUUAAUGCUGGCCGCAGUCAUAUAAGUGAAAUAUUCUUGAGUACGGCAUAAAACAUCAAUCAAAUAAAUAAAUAAAUAAAGACAAGUUUUGUCUACUUGUUCCUGGAAAUCUGAUUGCUUUGUAUUAGUUAUCAUUUACUGCUUUAAGUAGUAUCAAAAUGGUUUAAAAUGUUUUUCUGAUUUCACACUCCCAGAAAUCAAGAAAUUUCUGACCCACCUAUUGUCUUUUAGAUCUUUAUGAACAUAAGAAGAUGUGCCACUUUUCCCUAAGUGUUCUUUAAUAAGAAGAACACCAGGGUCAUGAACCAAGCUUGGGGAUACAUCGGAAGCUUAGCGUUCUUUGAAUUUCAUCAUAUUUAUGUGUGAUUUUCGUUUCAGUGCAGAGAAUGGCAUUGUCCUACUGGAAAGGGAUGACUUGCAAUCUAAAAGUACAAUUCUAAAAAUUCAAAAAAAUGACUUGGAAUCUAAAAGUACAAUUCUAAAAGUUCAGAUAAUAUUACAGGGUCUUUAUCUCUGAAUCAGAUGCUCAUUCUUAGAAAGCGGGUUGUGGAUACAUGCAAGGGUUUUACUUAAGGUGCACACCUGUGGAAACUGCAUGGCGUUACAUUGUUUCGUCUAUUCAAGAACCUGUCAUUUUGAGCCAUCUACAGUAUGAUGUUAAACAUUGUUUUGCUUCAUGAUGUUUCCCGCUUUUGUACCACGUUUUGUAAAUUCUGUGUAGUCAGUAAAGGUAUUUUAAAAGUAAACAGUUAUUGUAUGCAACAAUAGGAUGAAAAUUUGUGUAUAAUGUAAAAUGCGUAUGUAACUUUUAAAGCAAGGCUUUGCUUACUCUGAAAUCCACCCACAAACCUUAUUGUACAUGUGCAUUUCUUGUGCAUUCCACACUAAAAUCUUGUGCGUCCUAUCUUACUAUCCCUUGUGAUCACCACACAGUAUAUCAUUGAAUCGUUUGUUUGUGUGUAUUUUUUUCCCGUUAUAUAUGUAUUUUGUUUUUUUAAAAGUAGUUGUGACCCACAAUUAGAGAUACAGAUUCUGUCUGGAUCACGCAUGCAUGAUUCGUUUUACGCAGAUCCGUCCUUUGGAUAUGUGUAUGGAAAGAUACAUGUACUGUUAUGAAGACUCUUUCAGUCCGACUGGUAUUGGGUUUUUAUCAGUUAUGUUGUGGAUGUUUUUUGGCUCCCCUCAAGGUUUCCCCGUCAAACGGGCACCAUAUACCCAAGCUUGACUUUUGCUAUUAUGUAAAUACUUGUAUUUGGAAUUUCAACACCAGGCCUACUAAAUGUCUAGCUUUUGUGUGUCUCCUGGAUAUGAAUAACCAUUACCUUGUCUUUUGAUGUUUAGUAUAGUCCUUAAGAAUUUAAACAAUGCAUAAUUGUAGCUUACAAGAGAUCAGGUUAAUCACAGCCUCUUCAUAUUGUUGUAUCUAUUAUGUAUUAUCUAUUCUGUUUCUAAUCUUUGCUUAGCAAAGUGAUCAAAUGUUGAAAGAUUUUCUUACUGUUUUAUGAAGUGUAAUAUUAAUGGAGGAUAAAUAAUGGUGCAUUAGAGAUACAUUUAACUUGGUUUCAGUAACGAUUUAUAUGUGGAAAUCAAAGGUUAGUAAGAUAGAACUGUUUCCUGGGGCACAGGCAUAUUUGCUCUCAUUUCUAUUGAAAUUAUUCAUGUUGUACACUUCACUUAGGGAUUUGUCUUGCAACACAGAUGUAUAGUUGCUUAAACAAAAAAAAUAUCUUGACCGAUGCCAGCAGCAGUGGCUGCUUUGCCAUGGAAGUUGGCUAUGGUUAAAUAUGUUAUAAGCACUUUGUAAUUUGGUGAAAUGGACCCUGUUAGUAGAGAGUAUGGGUCUGUUCACACUCACAAUAUUGGUUCAUGCAACAUGGUACUAGUAUGAAACUCUCAAAUGUAGAAGGAAAAUAGUAUAGAUUGGUGUGCCCAGUUGGCAAGGCUGUGAUUUAGCAAGGCAGGGUGACAAAGGUUAAAGCCCAAGCCAAAAAUUGGUGGUAUCUAAACAUUGGGUAAAAUACUUGUAUAGAUUUGCCCGACGGUUGUUAACUUUCUGACCUGCUGAUGUAGGAGUUGUCAGAAAGCUUUCUAUGUCAGCUAUAGUCAAAAAAAAAAAAUUAAAAAUCAAUAAGAUAUGAUUCCUUACAUUAGGAGGGAAUGUAGAUCAUUGUUUGGCGUGAACAUGAAGAUAGUUAGCCGUAAUGUGCGAGGAGCAAAGUAAACGAAAGGGAAUGUUGAUAAAGUCCAUUUAUUACUUUACUUUUUAAUCAGAAAUUCACCAUGUAAUUUAUAGGAACACUUUUGAUCUAGCAAUUCGCAAAAACAUUUUUUAAGUUAAACCAUUUCCUCUCCACAUGAUGUAAAUGUAGUGACUUGUAGAGCUGGGCAAUAUAAAAUAAUUGUACACCUGCCAUACCAUUCUGUGAUUUUUAUGCAGCUUUCAUCAAUGUCUUCUUGUGCCAGUGCAUUUUAUGAUGUACCGAAAUUAAUUAAUGAAAUAAUAAAAUGGGGUUUUGGAACUCACAAUCCUGAAGUCAUUCGUUUUUAAACAUUUCAUCAAGUCUCAACUUUCAGUUGCAUGCUCAAUAUUUAUACCGCAAUAGUAUUCUCCUAACUCCUCCAGGCUGUACCUGGCCCACUGUAAUGCCACCUGCCAUCGAACAAAUGAAAUACUCUUGAGUAUGAUGUAAAGCACCAAUCGGAUAAAAAUAUAUAUUCCUGACUUGAAGGUGAACGUCAGUUUCCUGUACUUGUCAAUCC